Molecule: messenger RNA, 162 nt
Organism: Meloidogyne enterolobii
Lineage: Eukaryota; Metazoa; Nematoda; Chromadorea; Rhabditida; Meloidogynidae
Source: the annotation of a GenBank genome assembly
UUCUCCUCUAAAAUGUCAUCCUUUUUUUAUUUUUUAUUUAUUUCUGUUAGUCUUUUGAUUCUUGCUAAUGCUGAUGAUGCUGGUAGAUAUCCUUCAGGAGAUGAUUUAGUUCAAGCGUUUCCUACUCGACUUUGUGAUACAUGUAAGUUGGAUGGGUAUUGA